This is a messenger RNA of Amborella trichopoda, 1444 nucleotides long. RefSeq names its product Tic22-like family protein (gene TIC22-III). Gene Ontology annotation, biological process: protein transport. The record is from RefSeq and is a predicted model, not a curated record. Lineage: Eukaryota; Viridiplantae; Streptophyta; Magnoliopsida; Amborellales; Amborellaceae. Gene Ontology annotation, cellular component: chloroplast.
UUUCCCUCUCAUACAAAUUUUCUCUCUUUCUCUCUCGUACAAUUUUUUUUUCUCUCAUACAAAAUUUCAAACAAAUUGCUCUCUCUGAUACAAUUUUUCAGAGCAAAUUGCUCUCUCUUUCUCUCUCAUUUCUUGCACUAAAAUGCAGUCGCCCAAUCGAGACCAGUCAUCAUCCUCAAACACCUCCACACCCACUUCUCUUCAACCUCCUCUACCUUCAUUACCCAAAUUACCAGACCUUCAUUGCUUAAAACAACACUGGAAUGGCUUCCUAACUCACUGCUCCUCUUCACUGAAACUCCCUCUUCCCCAUUUCCACAUCAACGGAGCAGAAUUGAAAACCCACUUCAAAGUCGCAGCUGAAUCAGUUGGGGACAGAGCAAAACAAGCCAUUAAAAAUGGGGCCUCUCUCUUUUCUGGACCAUCUUCUGAAGUUGGUUCUAGCCAAAAUCCAGUUUGGGCUCGUGUUUCAGGACAAAAUAGACCCAUCAAUGAAACCAUUUCUGCAAUGAGUCUGGCUUUGAGCCCUGAAGCCAUUGAAGAGAGGCUUGCUGGCAUUCCUGUGUAUUGUUUGAGCAAUUCAGAUAAAGAAUUCGUUUUAAUAUCUGGUUCGAGAACUGGCAAGUCUCUUGGGCUUUUUUGUUUCAAAGAAGAGGAUGCAGAGACCCUACUUCAACAGAUGAAAUCCAUGGACCCUGGCAUGAGACACGGGUCGAAGGUUGUUUCUGUUGCUUUGAAUAAGGUAGUCCAGCUUAAAGUUGAUGGAGUUGCCUUCAGGUUCAUACCUGAUCAUUCCCAGCUCAGGAAUGCACUUAAGGAGAAGAAAAAGGAGGGGGUUCCUGCCCAGGAUUUCUGUGGAGUCCCUGUUUUCAAGUCUCAGAGUUUGAUAUUGAGGAGCGGAGAUAAGAGAUAUUGUCCUGUAUUCUUCAGAAAGGAGGAUCUGGAGUUGUCUCUCUCUAGAGCCUCCCGAGAUCAAAGAAGAUUGAAUCCUUUGAUGAAAGGAGAUAUUCAGGUCUGUGCUUUUGAAGAAAUAAUAAAAGGAAUGAAGGAAAACCAUGUGACCAAGUGGGAUAAUGUUGUCUUCAUUCCACCUGGCUUUGAAGUCUCCACGGAUGUGGCCCAGCAGAGGCGGCAAGCUUGAACAAUUCAAGAGGGUCAUGAAGCUUUUUUUUCUUGUUCUUUCUUUUGAUUGGUAAGGUUCCCAAAGUCAGCUUCUACUUCUAGACAUAGAAAAAGGAGUUUGUUCUUGCCAUGUAUCCGAGAAUGCCAUCUGGAGAUCUGGAUGGGAGUUGUGUGGUUUGCAAUUUUGUAAAGUGUUCUACUUGUUCAGGAAUUUGAAGUAUUUUAGAUGUGUUUGUGAUGUAUUUGUUAGUUGCAUAGGGUCUCUUGCCUCUCUAAUGUGCCUAUUAUGGCACUAAGCAUGCAGGUUUAAAUUUUUCGUCAA